Molecule: messenger RNA, 1919 nt
Organism: Saccostrea echinata
Lineage: Eukaryota; Metazoa; Mollusca; Bivalvia; Ostreida; Ostreidae
Product: IgGFc-binding protein-like
Exons: 10
Coding region: 1-1911 (636 amino acids)
Source: RefSeq, a predicted model, not a curated record
AUGUUCUCACAUAAUACAGAACUGUUUGUUAUUCUGACCUUUGUGUCUGGCUCAGCUGCUCUGUACUGUUUGUCCUGUACUGAUUCCGUCUCUCCCAGACAUUGUCACACGGUCAGAAAAUGCAGUGAAGGGGAGGUUUGUUUUACGGAGAGUCAUACUUCCGAGAAUGGUGCCGUUGUCUAUGACACUGGAUGUGCUACUUCGCAGACAUGUCGAACGAAACGUGCUCACCAUGAUAAAAUAAAGAGCUUGCACGGCGUGGAUCCACAUUAUCACCAUAGUCAGUGCAUGGAAUGCUGUUCUUCUCAUCUUUGUAACAACCAAGGAUGUGGACAACCAGGAUAUCCAAUGACUCGUGGACCUGCCUGUUUUGACUGUCAACAAGUAUCCGAUCCUAUGUUGUGUGAUAAAAUAAAAGUAUGCGAGAUCAACCAGGUGUGCUAUCUUCAAAAGGAAAUGGAGUUUGGAGACGUCCUCUUCGCAUCAAGUUGCAUCAACAAACAUGCUUGCACGUCUGAUGUGGACAUAUUUGGAAAAAGAAAUCUUCAAAGUUGUUCUAGAUGCUGUCUGGCAGAUUUAUGUAACAAUGAAUGCGGUGAUUUGGCUUUUCCUUCCUCCACCUCAACUUCCUCACUGGCAUCGACAACAACAGUUACACCAUCAACUACUCAAGCACCAAGAUCAAUGGGUAGCAGAGGCAGAGAGUUUUUUACCUUAUUUAUGAAGAAUUAUAGAGCGCUUCGGAACUUGACUGUUUACAUAACAACAAACAACGAAACAACUGUUAAAAUAUUAACAUCCCCUCACUUGAAUGCAAACAUUCAAUCAGUUUUUAAUUUUACCUCCAACUUUAAACUGGAUCUCCCCUUAAACCUUGACUGUGAAUAUUUUACUGUUGAACCUAAAGGUCUAAUACUACAGACCUCUGAAUUAUCAUCUGUAACAAUAUUUGAUAGUUUUUAUUUGACCUCAAACGAUGGGACGCUGAUAAUUCCAACACAGAAACUCUCGAACAAAUAUAUUGUUUCUUCAACAGAUCCACAUUAUACUGAUAGUGAUUAUUACAGUCAAUUUGCUAUUGGUGCACUCUAUAACAGGACAAAUGUAGAGAUUAUAUUCAAAUUCAAGCACAAUACACCUCUCACUAUACAGGGUAAAUCAUACAGAGACGGAGAUAUUUUCACAGUAAUGUUAGAAAGAUUUGAUACCUUACAAAUUGCGCAUACUACAGAUCUCUCUGGCUCCUUUAUAACGUCUACGAAACCUAUCGCAGUCUUUUCUGGAAAUCGAUGUCAAGAUUUGAAAGAUGGUUGCAGUCACAUGGUAACACAGCUUCCUCCGACAACCGAGAUAGAUACUCAAUAUAUUAUACCCCCUUUCUACCACAAUGCCGGGACAUUAAUUCAAGUGCUCAGUGAGAAUCGUAGUUCCAUUACCUCCAGUGUCGGAAGCAGUGUUUCAAACUUUCAUUUAAAUGAAAAAGGAUACAAGAACAUUGAAGUAACUUCAAAUGUGACAACAGUUAUAGAAUCAGAUCAUCCUGUGUUGGUUACUGCUUUUGGAAUGGGUAUUCCCUAUCAUCCUUAUGUGACAGUCGUACCAGGUGUACAUCAAUAUCUUGAUUACUAUAAGAUUAUUGUACCAGCAGGUUAUGAGGAAAAUUUUAUCUGCGUGAUAGUUUCAUCUCAAUCACUGAACAGUCUACGGAUUAACGGUUUUUCAGUUUCUCAUUAUACCUCUGUGUACCAGAGCGCAUUGACCCUAACUAAACAUUUCAGUAUUCGUACCUUUAAAGUCCAAAGUGGAACAUUUGUUUUGUCUACAACUGAUGCUUCUCAGUUUGGGUUAUUUGUUUAUGGUCAUCGACAUGCUGAUGGUUACGGUUUUGCUGGGAACUUUGUUCACCCAUAAAAUGUUAA